Molecule: messenger RNA, 492 nt
Organism: Funneliformis caledonium
Lineage: Eukaryota; Fungi; Glomeromycota; Glomeromycetes; Glomerales; Glomeraceae
Source: the annotation of a GenBank genome assembly
AUGGGUCACUCGCCCAGUAUCUCACCUUCCUCAUCCAUCUUACGCGGUCAAGGACAACAUAUGAUGGGUUCUAGUUCACAUAUUAAAACUUUAUUACAACAGAACGAAACACAACGAGCGAUUUUGCAUGAGCUAUUAUCUGCCACAUCAGCCGCGGCUAUAGUCGGAAGAAUGCAACCACAGCAAUAUAAUUUACAACAAUUUCCGAGUGUAAAUGGUAAUACAGGAGGAAUCAAUAGGAAUUCAACAAAGGAGAUCGCGGCAUCUUUGAAUUAUCUGGAAAGACAAUUUCAAUGCGUUCUUCGUGAUAAUGAAGAAUUACGUAAAGAAAAUGAAAGUCUGCGGAGAGAAAAUGAAAAAUUAAAGAAAUCACCCCUUUUGAAUUCACUGGCUUCUGGAAAGUUGACAGCUAAUUUUAUUCCAACCACAAAUGCAGCAGAUCCAUCAUCAACAAAAUCAGCAAGCGGGAAUAUGAGCAACGCUUUACAGUAG